UAAGGCUCAACCUCCAGUUGACCCACCUUGACUGAGGAAUAUAAAUUUCAGGUUUGGCAGCUUGCGGACACCAAAGUUCAGAGCCAUCCUGAACAUCUCCACACACUGAGACAAAAUGGAGCCAAAGAUCUCACUCUCCAUUCAGCUGCUGCUGGUUGGAAUGUCCUUGGCGGCUCCAGUUGGGGAGUACGACAGUUCAAAUGGAAUUGAAAUGCCUCAAAAUGUGGACAUCACAACAAUGUUAGUGGAGACCAACAAGGGAUCUUCCAAACGCCUAAUUGAAGGAGAUUUGCUGUAUCCCGAAACCCGAAAUGCUCUCAUCUGCGGUAACAACAACUGUUUCUGGAAGAAAAACUCUAGCAACUUUGUGGAGGUCCCUUACAUAGUGAGCAGCGAAUACUCCGCUACUGAAAUCUCAGUUAUUCAGAAAGCAAUGUCCGGAAUUCACAAUAAAACAUGCAUUCGUUUUGUGCCUCGAAUAAGCCAGACUGACUACAUCAGUAUUGAGAACAAAGAUGGAUGCUUUGCUUUUAUUGGUAAAAUCGGCGGCAAACAGUUGGUCUCCCUUAAAAAAAAGGGUUGCGUGUAUCAUGGCAUCGUACAGCAUGAGCUCAAUCAUGCCCUCGGCUUCUUCCACGAACAUGUCAGGAGCGACCGUGACAAUUAUAUUAAGAUCCACUGGGAGUACAUCCCAACUAAUGAGAUCAGAAACUUCAUGAAAAAAAACACCAACAAUCAAAACACCACAUAUGAUUAUGGCUCCGUCAUGCACUAUGGAAGAAUGGCCUUCACCACAGUGCCAGGCAAGGCAACCAUGACUCCAUUUCCUGAUGAAACGGUGCCGAUCGGACAGGCCAAGGAAAUGUCUAACACUGAUAUCCUGAGGAUCAACAAGAUGUAUAGGUGUUAUGUUUAA
Danio aesculapii is the source of this 916-nucleotide messenger RNA. It is a transcript of the gene he1.3, whose product is annotated as hatching enzyme 1, tandem duplicate 3. Gene Ontology annotation, molecular function: metalloendopeptidase activity; zinc ion binding. Lineage: Eukaryota; Metazoa; Chordata; Actinopteri; Cypriniformes; Danionidae. Bases 116 to 916 code for a protein of 266 amino acids. The transcript is spliced from 5 exons. The record is from RefSeq and is a predicted model, not a curated record. Gene Ontology annotation, biological process: proteolysis.